This is a messenger RNA of Paramecium sonneborni, 1417 nucleotides long. The record is from the annotation of a GenBank genome assembly. NCBI's taxonomy places the organism in Eukaryota, Ciliophora, Oligohymenophorea, Peniculida, Parameciidae.
AUGAUUAUUGGAGAGAGUGAUCUUUAUCAAUUAAUACAAUCAAUAAACAAGAGAUCUAUGUUUAAAACAAAGUUUGAUCUUGAGUUUAUAGAUCUAAGCCUAAAGGAUGUGCCAUUUUUUCAUGAUUUAAGAAAAUAAGUAGGAGAAACAUAAUAUUAAUAAAUAUUGCGAGAACUUUAAUAUGAAUGUCACAUACCUUAUGAACCUUAGGUUAAUAUAGGUGAUAUGAGCACAAAGUUUUACUUUAUUUUGAGUGGAAAAUUUUUAGUGUUGACUAGAAGUUAUAUCACAUAUCAAGAUAUAGUGAUGAAUGCAGAACUGUAUGAAAUAAAACUAUAUAUGAUAGGCAAAAGAUAUUAACUUAGAGAUAUUCUGAUUUGACUCCAUAAGGUUAUUUGUACCCAGGAUAGCAUUUUGGAGAAUAGGUAAUGAUGUUUGAUUAGUCACACACUUAAACAAUUUUACCUUUAGAGAAAUCUCAUUUAAUAGUGAUAAAAAGAGAUGUCUAUCGAAGAAUUAAAGGUAAUUAAAAUUAUAGAUGGUAGAUAUUUAAUCUCGAAAGUAAGAUGCAGAGAAAUUUGCAUUGUUAUCAACAGUUCCUUUAUUUAGCAAAUGGUCAGCUAAGACUUUGAGAUAGUUGUUAGGAGAUAUCAGCGAAAUUAACUUCAUUCCAAAUUAAUUAAUAUAUCAGUAAGGUGAUCCGGUUGAUGCAGUCUAUAUCAUAGUAGACGGAGAAGUGUAAUUGUUUAGAUAGUACAACAAGAAUAUUCAUCCAAUCUCAAUUCUAGGAUGUAAAGAGUGUUUUGGAGAUGAUGAAAUCUUGAGUUAAUUUAGAAGUCAUAGUGCUAAAUCUAUAAAUUGUGUGCGUCUUUAUAAAAUAUUUAGAAAUAAAUUUUUGGAUCAUAUUCCUAUACAUUGUGAAGGAAAUAAUCUUGCAAGUUUUUAAAGCUUUGCAACUUAAACUUAAGUUUUAAAUCGUCCUUUUCUCUCAAAUAACUCAACUCUGAACAAGUUUUCUCAUUAUUAAGCUUAAAAUGAAGAGUUAAGAGUUUUUAGAUCAGAAUCAUUGAAAUCAUUUAAUUCGCCAGCCAAAGUUUGGUAAAAAGUUAUGAACAAAAAAAAGGAAAAGAGCAGAACCUAUUAAACUAUUUCAUCAACUUAAUAAGUUCAUGAUUUAUUAAGGAGAAAUUACCGACAUUCCGAUGAGUCUUUGCAAGUUUAGAAAGUUUAUAAUAGUCAAUCCCCUAAAGUCAAAUUUGCAAAUACUCCUACAUAUAUAGAUGAGAUCACCAAUGAAGCUAAAAAUAGAAUACAUGCAAAUGGUAAAUAUGAUAAAACCAAUUAUCUGAUGGGUUAAAUUAAAUUGAGAUCGAUUACUCAAUCAGUUUGGAAAAAAUAACUAGAUAAAAUUAAAUGA